Molecule: messenger RNA, 4571 nt
Organism: Amborella trichopoda
Lineage: Eukaryota; Viridiplantae; Streptophyta; Magnoliopsida; Amborellales; Amborellaceae
Source: RefSeq, a predicted model, not a curated record
AUGGUGAAUUAUUUCUUCCAGGUUGGCAUUCUUUAUAACUGGAUAUCUUCCACUUCGAUACCAACACCUAUGUAUACAAAAUUACAAAACAUCAAACACAAUAGAGUAUACAUAAAAGCUGGGUUUGAGCACAACGUUGUUCGCCUGGCUGUUGGAAGAACCCAAGUUGGAUUGGUUGUUGUUGAAAAACUUGAGGGAAGAGAUGAACCCACUCCUAGGUUCAUAAAGAUCAGGCUUUUACCAGAACUCGUCCUGGCCACACACCACCUACUACCUGUUGCUCCGAAAGUGGAACUGAGAUUUGAGAUUCUCAACGUGCCAGCAAAUGUUCACGUGGGUGGAAGAGCUUUACUUACUCUCGUAAACAGUAGCCGAGAUUCACUGGAGCUACGCCUCACUGCUUUGAGACUGCUUCCAUCUGAUAAACACUCUUUGACCCUCCUCAACAAUGUCAGUGGCAUUGUGAAGCCAGGGAGGAUGACCCUGCUCUUGGGGCCUCCCGCCUCUGGGAAAUCGACAUUGUUGAUGGCUCUUGCUGGGAAAUUGGACAAGACCGUAACUUUAAAAAUUUUAUCAUUGACAAGUGGGCAUAUUACAUACAAUGGUGAGUCGCUUCAGAACUUCUACCCGAGGAGGACUUCUGCAUAUGUAAGUCAGAUUGACAAUCAUAUUGGGGAGCUUACUAUUCGUGAAACACUAGAUUUUGCUGCAAGAUGCCAAGGUGCUAGAGGCCAAACCGCAGGAUACCUGAGUGAUCUGACAAAUCUCGAGAAGGAAAGGAAAAUACAUCCAAGUCCCGAAAUUGAUGCUUUUAUGAAGGCAGCUUCAGUUGGAGAGCACUCCCUUGCAACUGACUAUGUCAUGAGAGUACCUGGUCUUGACAUCUGUGCAGAUACCCUAGUAGGUAGUGACAUGGACAGAGGUGUUUCUGGUGGUCAGAAGGAGAGAGUGACUACAGGGGAAAUGGUGGUUGGACCAAGGAAAACACUCUUUAUGGACGAAAUAUCUACGGGACUUGAUAGUUCCACUACUUUCCAAAUUGUUAAAUGCGUUGGAAAUUUUGUUCAUCUCAUGGAGGGAACUGUGUUAAUGGCUCUUCUUCAGCCAGCUCCAGAGACAUUUGAACUUUUUGAUGAUCUAAUUCUCUUAUCUGAGGGACAAAUUGUUUAUCAAGGUCCUCAAGAAUCUGUUCUGGAGUUCUUCGAGUCACUGGGAUUUGUGAUACCACUUCGCAAGGGAGUUGCAGAUUUUCCUCAAGAGGUCAUGUCUAGGAAAGAUCAGGCCCAAUAUUGGGCUGAUAACUUGAGGCCUUAUGUUUUUGUUCCAACUUCAAAAAUCGCAGAAGCAUUCAAGGAAUCUAAAUAUGGAAAGCUCGUCGAGUCCAAUCUUUUGGUUCCUUUUAAUAAAGCAAAUGAGAAUCAAUCAGCCCUAGCACGAUCUAGAUAUGCUGUUUCAAAAUGGGAGAUUUUUAAGGCCUGCUUUGCCAGAGAACUUCUUUUAAUAAGUUGGCAUCGCUUCUUAUAUAUCUUCAGGACAUGCCAAGUAGCAUUUGUUGGACUUAUCACAUGUACGAUGGUUUUAAGGACUAGGAUACACCCCACUGAUGAGAUAAAUGGGAAUCUUUAUCUACCUUGCUUGUUUUUUGGGCUUGUGCAUAUGAUGUUCAAUGGGUUUUCUGACCUGCCCAUAUUGAUAUCACGGCUUCCUGUGUUCUAUAAACAGAGAGAUAAUUUGUUUUAUCCUGCUUGGGCAUUUUCGAUUCCUAGUUUGAUUCUGUGCAUACCUUACUCCAUUGUUGAAGCACUUAUAUGGUCGUGUGUUGUGUAUUAUACAGUUGGAUUUGCUCCUGGAGGUGGCAGGUUUUUCCGCUUCAUGUUCAUAUUAUUUUCAGUGCACCAAAUGGCCCUUGGACUUUUCCGGACGAUAGGUGCAAUAGGGCAAGACAUGGUGGUUACAAACACAUUCGGUUCUUUUGCACUUCUUAUUAUGUUUUUGUUGGGGGGAUUCAUACUUCCAAGAGAUACCAUAAAACCCUGGUGGAUUUGGGGCUACUGGAUAUCUCCACUUUCAUAUGGACAAAGUGCAAUAUCAAUAAAUGAGUUCAUCGCUCCUCGAUGGAUGAAGGAAUCAACUUUUGGGAGUGAUACAGUAGGACACAAUGUGCUCAGAUCCCACGGACUUCCUGUGAGGGGAUACUGGUAUUGGCUUGGUGUAGGGGUUUUACUGGCAUACAGUGUGUUUUUCAAAGUUUUAUCAACAUUAGCUCUGAAAUACCUUAAUGGUAGUUUUGCUAUGAUGUUGACCCUGACAACCAAUUUAACUGCUGUAAUAGUACCUCAUACGGCUUCGGUUUUAGGCACCAGCCCUGAAAGAUCCACUGUAAACACUAAUUCAAAGAAUGGGAUGAUUCUUCCUUUCCAGCCAUUAUCAAUGAUUCACAAUGUGAAUUAUUUUGUCGAUAUGCCCAAGGAAAUGCUUCGUGAAGGCGUUCCUGAAAAGAGGCUCCAACUUUUAUCAAAUGUGAGUGGGAUAUUUACGCCCGGUGUCCUUACUGCUUUGGUUGGUUCAAGUGGAGCUGGACUUAUGGAUGUGCUUGCUGGUAGGAAAACCGGUGGAUAUAUUGAGGGAGAUAUUAGAAUAUCAGGUCAUCCUAAAGAACAGAAGCCAUUCGCAAGAAUUUCAGGAUAUGUUGAACAAAAUGAUAUACACUCCCCUCAAAUAACAGUAGAAGAAUCCCUGUGGUACUUAUCAUCGUUAUGCCUUCCAAAGGAAGUCACCCGAGAAAGACAACUUGAAUUUGUUGAAGAAGUGAUGAAAUUGGUUGACACUCUCAGACAUGCUCUGGUUGGUCUUCCUGGGAGUUCUGGUCUCUCAACUGAACAAAGGAAACGGCUAACUAUUUCAGUGGAGCUUGUAGCUAAUCCUUCAAUUAUCUUUAUGGAUGAACCCACAUCUGGCUUAGAUGCAAGCGCUGCAGCUAUCGUGAUGCGUACUGUUCGUAAUACUGUUGAUACUGGCAGAACUGUGGUUUGCACAAUACAUCAACCAAGUAUUGAUAUAUUUGAGUCAUCUGAUGAGCUCCUCCUUAUGAAGAGAGGUGGACAAGUUAUCUAUGGAGGUCCACUUGGAGAGCACUCACAGUUGAUGAUAAAGUAUGCACAGUCAAUUACUGGGAUCCCUGCUAUUCCCCAUGGAUACAAUCCUGCAACAUGGAUGCUCAAGAUCAGUACACAGGCUUGGGAGCAGAAGAUAGGCCAGGACUUUGUGUCAAUUUAUAGAAACUCUGAUCAAUACAGGGAAGUAGAGGGUCUGAUUGAAUGUUUAAGCAAUCCUGUUGCUGGCUCAGAGCCCCUGAAGUUUGCUACCGAAUUUCCACAAGACUCUACCACCCAAUUUAAAGUAUGCCUUUGGAAACAAAACCUGACAUACUGGAGGAGUCCUCAUUACAAUGUUGUGCUGUUGUUCUUCUCCACAAUAUGCGCGUUGAUAUUUGGCUCUGUAUUUUGGAAUAUUGGAUCGAAGAGGGAAACAAUGCAAGACUUAUUCAAUGUGAUGGGGGCUCUUUAUUCAGCUUGUUCGUUUCUUGGAGUGAACAAUUCCUCAUCAAUACAACCAAUUAUAUCCAGGGAGAGAACUGUUUAUUAUAGAGAGAAGGCUAGUGGGAUGUAUUCUCCUUUCCCAUAUGCAGCAGCACAGGGUCUUGUGGAGAUCCCAUACAUUGCUGUUCAAACAUUACUUUUCUGUGGCAUUACAUACUUCAUGAUUGGCUUUGAGAGAACACUAGUGAAGUUCUUGCUAUACCGCUUGUUCAUGUUCCUCACUUUCUCCUACUUCGCGUUCUAUGGAAUGAUGGUGGUUGGUUUGACGUCCUCUCAGCAACUCGCGGCUGUUGUCUCUUCUGCAUUCUACUCAUUAUGGAAAUUUCUCUCUGGUUUCCUUGCCCCAAAACCAAUGAUCCCUGGUUGGUGGAUCUGGUUCUACUACAUAUGCCCGAUACCCUGGACCCUACGAGGGAUCAUAACUUCCCAACUGGGUGAUGUGGACACUAGGCUGGUGGGACCAGGCUUCAAUGAAACAGUGAAAGAAUAUCUUGAGGUAUCUUUUGGCUACGACACUGGCAUGACGGGUAUCAGUGUAGUCGUGCUCUUGCCAUUCAUCUUGUUGUUCUCCAAAUUUGCAGCUUCCAUCAAGUUCUUGAAUUUUCAGAAGAGAAGAGAUGAGAUGAGACAAGAUAACUUUUUCGUCUUUUUAGUUCCAUGGUUAGGAAUGGGCUCAAGGCUAGGCGGUCAGGGUUGUGAGGCACCACAACAUACAUGAAGUCUUUUGAGUUCUAUUGCUCCAAAACGCUAAACUAACAAUUGUUCCUUUAAAAACAACCAACCUUUAAAGAAAGGGAGAGGUGGCUUUGUGUACUUCUUAUUGACAUUUCGAGAUGAAAGGUGAAGAAGAAGUUUCUUUAGUUGUGAAAAUAUCAGACCCAAGUGUGUGCCCUUGCUGUGUUUUACCACGUAAAAAAAAAAAAAACGUUGUAGACUCCACCCUUCCCUAUGCUACAUUGGUUACCUUUUUCC